Aspergillus clavatus NRRL 1 is the source of this 996-nucleotide messenger RNA. Its product is annotated as putative inositol phospholipid biosynthesis protein Scs3. The record is from RefSeq and is a predicted model, not a curated record. The coding region runs from base 1 to 996 and encodes 331 amino acids. Gene Ontology annotation, biological process: phospholipid biosynthetic process; lipid droplet organization; lipid storage. Gene Ontology annotation, cellular component: endoplasmic reticulum membrane. NCBI's taxonomy places the organism in Eukaryota, Fungi, Ascomycota, Eurotiomycetes, Eurotiales, Aspergillaceae. The transcript has 2 exons.
AUGGCCUCCCGCGAGCGCUCCACCCCUUCAAUCACAACCACCGCCAACACAAUGCGCUCCCCAAUGCUCGCCCUCCUCAUCUACCCACUCACCCUGUUCGUGGGCUCCCUCUUCUCCGUCCUCUCUCCCACCGCACAGGGCAUCCGAUCCAGCUCCCAGGCGUCCCCCUCGCCAAUGACUCCCUCGCUCGCCUCCAGCGUGCACCUUUCCCCCCCAAGCCCGGUCAACUACUUCGCCCGCAAAGACAACAUCUUCAACCUCUACUUCGUCAAAGUCGGCUGGCUCUGGACGACCAUUGCCUUCGCGUCCCUCCUCGUCUCCCAACCCGCGUACACGAGCCCCUCGACGCACCAGCCCCGCCGCCUCGCCCAGGCGCUCCUCCGCUACGCCCUCGCCACCGCCGCCUGGUAUCUAACCACGCAGUGGUUCUUUGGGCCGGCGAUCAUUGACCGCGGGUUCGUGGUUACGGGGGGGAAAUGUGAGGAGAUUCUGCGGGAGACGCCGGUUGAGGUCGUCGAGCGGGAGGGGAGUGUCUCCAGGGGUCUGGAGAGGCUGUUUACGGCGGCGGCGUGUAAGGCGGCCGGUGGGGUGUGGGCUGGGGGCCAUGAUGUGAGUGGGCAUGUGUUUAUGUUGGUGUUGGCGACGUCGAUGUUGGUGUUUGAGGCCUUUGGGGCGGUGAGGAGGGGUGGGUUUGGGGCGCGGGGUGGGGAGAAGAAGCAGGAUGGGGAUGGGGAUGGGGAGGGGGAGAGAGAAGGGGAUGAGCAGGCUGAGAAAGAGGGCGAGGAGGGUGGUGUUAUGGGGGUUUGGUCGCUGCGGUUUGUCGCUGGGGUGGUUGGCUUGGGCUGGUGGAUGUUAUUCAUGACCUCGAUUUGGUUUCAUACGUGGUUGGAAAAGUGGUCUGGGUUGCUGAUCGCCCUUGGAACGAUCUAUGUGGUCUACAUCUUGCCAUUGGGUGCGCCGGCGUGGAGGGAUACCGUGGGGAUUCCGGGUGUAUAG